Cephus cinctus (wheat stem sawfly) is the source of this 1357-nucleotide messenger RNA. RefSeq names its product PCI domain-containing protein 2 (gene PCID2). The transcript has 5 exons. Bases 135 to 1316 code for a protein of 393 amino acids. Gene Ontology annotation, cellular component: transcription export complex 2. NCBI's taxonomy places the organism in Eukaryota, Metazoa, Arthropoda, Insecta, Hymenoptera, Cephidae. The record is from RefSeq and is a predicted model, not a curated record. Gene Ontology annotation, molecular function: double-stranded DNA binding; RNA binding. Gene Ontology annotation, biological process: transcription elongation by RNA polymerase II; post-transcriptional tethering of RNA polymerase II gene DNA at nuclear periphery; poly(A)+ mRNA export from nucleus.
AUUCAAAAGAUUGGAGCACACGAAACAGCUGUAUUUUUUCUGUCAUGGCCUCCUGCGUAAACACCGGCACGAUUUUAUUAAUUCUGAUUGUUUUAUCUGUAUAAACGACACUUUAGCAUUAUUCAAAUAUAGCCAUGGAUUCUUAUAUUAUGCAGCUGAGACGCAUCUGGUUGAACCAAGACGGUGACACUUUGGCGGAUCUGUUAUCUCUUCGGCAUUCACAUAUAUCAAUAUCUCAAUUGGGUUCCGAGGCUGCCAUAACCAAAGCUAUGGAACAUCUGCCAUCACCAUUCGAUGAUCUGGUCUUAUAUCAUAUGAAAACUGUACAUGCAGCUGCAAAAGGUGACCCAUGCACUGCAUAUGAAUAUCAAAGCUCAGCUGUGCAGUCGCUUACCAAGAUACUCCAACUACAGAAAGAGGAGAACUGGAUGCUACCUGUGAUGAAUAGGAUGUGUCUAGAGUUAAGGUUAUUGGCUGUACGUGCUGAGAAUUCAAAAGCUGGAAAGAAUCCUAAACCUGGUGAAGUCCUAGAGAAAUGUACAGAAUGUUUGAUGGGCUGCUUUAGGGUUUGUGCUGCAGAUAAUCGGAGUUCUGAGGAUGAUACUAAGAGAUGGGGUAUGCUAGCUCUAGUAAAUCAAUUACUAAAAGUCUACUUCAGGAUCAAUAAGCUACAUCUAUGCAAACCUCUUAUAAGAGCUAUCGAAUCUUCUGCCUUGAAAGAUCAAUUUUCAUUAGCACAGCAAAUCACCUAUAAGUUCUUUGUGGGCAGAAAGGCUAUGUUUGAUGGUGAUUAUAAAGCUGCUGAUGAAUACUUAACUUAUGCAUUUGAGCGAUGUCACAAACGUUCGACGAAAAAUAAACGUCUAAUUUUAACAUAUUUGGUACCAGCAAAGAUGCUUUUAGGGUACAUGCCAAAGAGUACUGUCUUGGAAAAGUACGAGUUGACAGAGUUUUGGGAACUUGCUGAAGCUGUGAGGAAAGGUGACUUACGCAGUCUGGAAAAAGUUAUGUCAAAACACGAGACCUUCUUUGUGGGUGCAGGUAUCUACCUGAUUGUAGAAAAACUUAAACCCAUUGCAUACAGAAACUUGUUCAAGAAAGUCUACUUAGCCCUGAACACACAUCAGAUUCCUGUAGAAAGUCUAUUAACAGCAUUGAUCAUGCAUGGAGUAGAGGAUGUAGACAUGGAUGAAACUGAGUGUCUUGUCGCUAAUCUUAUCUACGACGGCAAGAUAAAGGGGUACAUCUCUCACCAGCAUAAAAAGCUUGUAAUUUCCAAGCAAAACCCAUUUCCAAGACUCUCAUCGUUAACCUAAGAAACUAAAUAAUUUUUAAAAUAAAAUCUUUAACUACUAUA